GUCCAAACUUGUUUUUGGAUAUAACCAAUCUAACAGCGGAAAUGAGGUCCAUGCUUGCAGUGAGGAUAUUGUUGUACUUUUUAGUAGUAAUUGGUGUGGCUUUUGCCAAAGAAUGGAAUUGGUUGUUCGUGAAGUAUAUCGUGCCAUAAGAGGUUACAUGAAAAUGUUGAAAAGUGCCUCUGGGAAAGAGCAAGCACUGUUUGAUGCUGACAACUCGAUGAAUGAUACGAAACUUCCACUCAUCUAUAUGAUGGAUUGCACAAUGAAUGACUGCAGUUUAAUCCUAAAAUCGGCAAACCAGAGUGAAGUUUAUCCUGCUCUGAUGUUAUUCCCGGCCGAAACUGAAACAGUUAUAUCUUACAAUGGAGAUAUAUCAGUAGCUAAUAUAAUCAAGUUUAUAGCUCAUCAUGGAAGUAAUUCUCAUCAUCUCUAUAGCGAGAAAGGAAUUUCAUUGACGAGCACCGAAGGAGUUGGGAAGAAUCAAGAUUCUCCUGGGGUUGCAACUCAUGAGGAAGGUCAAACUGCAAAGGACAAAUUCCAUGAAGUUAUAUUGAAAAACCAGAACCCAAAAAGAGUUUCUAAAUACAAUGGUGGCAAAUCGAGGUUGUACAAUUCGGUUGUCUCGAAUAAAGCCACAUUUGAGGUGGUGGUUGGUUCAAUCCUUACUGCCACCGAUAAACUUCUCGAGGUCGCCCCAUUUGAUAAUUCAAAGAUCAUCAUUGUGAAGGCGGAUGAAGAAACUGGUUUUCAGGGUUUGAUAUUUAACAAGCCAAUCAGAUGGGACGCUCUAGAUCCACUUGGAGAAGGGAUAGAGUUCCUGAAAGAGGCUCCUCUGUCUUUCGGAGGCGCCGUUUUAAGAAAGGCGGCAAUGCCCUUCGUUUCUUUAGCUAGGACGGUUAGCAAAACUCAGUACGUCCAAGUAUCUGCAGGCAUCUACUUUCUUGAUCAAUUUGCCACGGUUGGUAAAAUUGAAGAGCUGAAGGCUGGAAACGAAUCGAUCAGUGACUACUGGUUUUUCUUCGGGUAUUCAGUUUGGGGCUGGAACCAACUGCUUCAGGAGAUUGGAGAAGGUGCAUGGACUGUAAGCAAUGAGGGUAAGAGCUUAGAUUGGCCGUUGAAUUGAGACAGGUUUCGACUGUAAAUACGAGAUUUU
Molecule: messenger RNA, 1153 nt
Organism: Hibiscus syriacus
Lineage: Eukaryota; Viridiplantae; Streptophyta; Magnoliopsida; Malvales; Malvaceae
Exons: 4
Coding region: 113-1123 (336 amino acids)
Source: RefSeq, a predicted model, not a curated record